This is a messenger RNA of Patiria miniata (bat star), 675 nucleotides long. Its product is annotated as mitogen-activated protein kinase kinase kinase 20-like. Gene Ontology annotation, molecular function: protein kinase activity; ATP binding. The transcript is spliced from 2 exons. Lineage: Eukaryota; Metazoa; Echinodermata; Asteroidea; Valvatida; Asterinidae. Gene Ontology annotation, biological process: protein phosphorylation. The record is from RefSeq and is a predicted model, not a curated record. Bases 1 to 675 code for a protein of 224 amino acids.
AUGGCACGGGGUUUGCAUUACAUCCACCAGCAGAAAUACCAGCAUGGGGAUGUGAAAUCCCAGAAUAUGGUCAUCACAAGGGACGACACGCUGAAGAUCUGUGACUUCGGCACUGCCAGGCAUUGUGAGAGUACAUUCACUACAGAAAACAUCAGGGGAUCAUGGGCUUGGAUGGCCCCAGAGGUCAUUGGCGAACGUCAUAAUUCUCAACCACAGACAAAAGCUAAAGUGACACACAAGUCCGAUGUUUUCUCUUACGCUGUCGUUGUUUGGGAGCUUCUCACCGGCAAGGAACCAUUUGCUGGGGAAACUACACUCGAUUUUAUGCAAGCCACCGGAGGCCAACGAAGACGCCUAGAAAUCCCAAAAGAAUGCCCUCAGACCCUGCGUGACCUCCUAACGAAAUGCUGGGAUCAUGACCACACAAAGCGGCCCAGAAUGGAUGAGAUUUUGAGCCGCUCUGAACUAGGUAGGAUAACAUUAUGCAGUGACUUUGAUAUAGAUAGAAUUGCACCAGAGCCUUAUAAAGCGCAACAAUUAGCACUGAAACACGUUGCACUUGACGACUACACGGCACAAAAGGAAGACGAGUUUGGUUGUACUGCCUCACAUGAUACACCGCCCUCGGAGAGUGAGAAGGAGAUGAUACGACCGGUAUGUAAUAUCGACCGGUGA